This is a messenger RNA of Sinocyclocheilus anshuiensis, 601 nucleotides long. RefSeq names its product arrestin domain-containing protein 4-like. The transcript has 5 exons. Bases 128 to 601 code for a protein of 157 amino acids. Gene Ontology annotation, molecular function: ubiquitin-like ligase-substrate adaptor activity. The record is from RefSeq and is a predicted model, not a curated record. Gene Ontology annotation, biological process: protein transport. Gene Ontology annotation, cellular component: cytoplasm; plasma membrane. NCBI's taxonomy places the organism in Eukaryota, Metazoa, Chordata, Actinopteri, Cypriniformes, Cyprinidae.
AAAGACAUGUAAAUCAGCCAAUUGCUGCAUAUACAUAAACACUGGGCGUGGCCUCACUGGCCUGCAAACACCUCGCAUAUUGCAUGGAGGGUGUACUGCUGCCUGCAGCAUAGUGAGAAAAACCAAGAUGACACAUACCGAGGUAAAAUCACUGGAUGUGAUUCUUGACAACAAGCAGAGAGUUGGUUACUGCUCUGGUGAAGUAGUGUCUGGACAUGUUUCUCUCAAACUCUCGGAAGCCACCACAGUCAAAACCAUAAACGUAUUACUGAAGGGAUAUGCUCAGGUGAGUUGGAUGCAUAAACGAUCCCGCUGUUCCGAAGAGAAGAAAUGCCUCUCUUUAUCCAAGACCCUUGUUCCAACAACAGGUCCCCAAAACCUAAUCCUUGAUAGUGGCACAUAUGAGAUCCCUUUUGAUCUGAAACUACCUCAAAGUCCUUUGGUUUCUUCUUUCUCUGGAAAACAUGGUCGUGUUUACUACAUGGUGCAGGCAGUUUUAAAAAGGCCAUGCCAUGAGAGUCAAUGUGUUUGCAGAGAACUUUGCAUCAUCAGUCAUAUUGAUGUCAAUGUGCCAACAUUAAUCGUGAAUUUGCCCAAGUGA